AUGGGGAAGCUUCCUGGCCUCAGCAAUGUAUACCUGAUCAGCGGUUUAACGACCGUCGGUGGCUUGAUUCAAGGCUUCGAUGUGUCGAGCAUGUCCGCAAUCAUUGGCACGGAUCAGUACAAAACAUAUUUCAACAAGCCUGAUCCAGUUCUCCAAGGUGGUAUUACUGCGAGUAUGGCGGGAGGUUCCCUUCUCGGGUCGCUUUUCUCAUCUUGGACCAGUGAUCGGUUUGGUCGUCGCGAUUCGCUUUUCAUAGCAUGCAUCAUUUGGCUAGUCGGGUCGACAUUGAUGUGUGCCGUGCAGGAUGUCGCGAUGCUGAUUGUUUCGCGAAUUGUGAAUGGAUUCGCUGUCGGGAUGUUGACCAGUCAAGGGCCAAUUUUGAUCGCGGAAAUCAGCUUGCCUCACCAACGCGGUCGCCUCCUUUCUCUACAGCAAUGGAUGAUUACCUGGGGUAUCCUGAUCAUGUACUUCAUCAGCUACGGUGCUUCGUUUAUGGGCAACAACGGUGUCUUCCGUCUUCCCUGGGGAAUCCAGAUGAUUCCUGCGAUUAUUCUCAUGACGUAUGGGAAGAGGCCACUGAAGUUCUUUCGCGGCUUCACGCCAAAGGAAACACUCGAUCCCAUUGUGGUCGCUCAAACACAGGAGAUUCGCGGCAAGAUUGAGCAAGAACGGCAGUACCACAGCGUGUCGUGGCUCGAGCUUUUCAACUCUCGCAAUAUUAUCCGUGUCCACUGUGCUAUCUUCACACACAUUUGGUCUCAGAUGAGCGGAACCAAUGCCAUGAUGUAUUACAUUGUCUACAUUUUCGAGAUGGCUGGCUUGAGUGGUAACAAUACGCUCAUCUCUGCUUCCAUUCAGUACAUCAUCAACGUGGUUAUGACUCUCCCUGCACUGAUCUUCAUCGACCGCCUUCCUCGGCGCAAGCUCUUUAUUUUCGGGGCACUUGGGAUGGGUGUUUUCCAAUUUACCCAAGCAGGUCUCAUGGCUACCUACGGACAUGCCGUUCCAGGUGGCCUUAAUGGCUCUCCCACCGUGACAUGGAAGGUGACCAACCCGAAGGCCUCCAGGGCACUUAUUGCAUGCUCGUAUCUGUUUAUCGCAACCUACGCACCGACAUGGGGACCGCUUGGCUGGGCUUAUCCGCCCGAGAUUAUUCCGUUGUACAUCCGGAGUAAAGCGGUGUCUCUUGCAACUUUCUUCAAUUGGGCGUGCAACUUCGCCCUGACGUUCUUCACCCCCCCUGGAUUCCAGAACAUUCAGUGGAAAAUUUACUGUGUCUUCGGAACCCUCUGUAUAGUUGCCGCGAUUCACGUCUUCUUCCUUUUCCAGGAAACCGUUGGUAAGACUUUGGAGGAAGUUGACGAAAUAUUCGAGACCCAAAGCGUUUGGGCCUUCAAAGUCAGACAGGAGCCCAGUCGGUUGGCUGCCGAUAUCGAGCAGGCGAAGGAGGACAUCGGCGUGGGCAAGGUCGGCGUGAGCCACGUUGAAGCAAAGUAA
Penicillium cinerascens is the source of this 1497-nucleotide messenger RNA. Its product is annotated as sugar porter family MFS transporter. The transcript is spliced from 8 exons. The record is from RefSeq and is a predicted model, not a curated record. Gene Ontology annotation, molecular function: carbohydrate:proton symporter activity. Gene Ontology annotation, cellular component: membrane. Gene Ontology annotation, biological process: transmembrane transport; carbohydrate transport. The coding region runs from base 1 to 1497 and encodes 498 amino acids. NCBI's taxonomy places the organism in Eukaryota, Fungi, Ascomycota, Eurotiomycetes, Eurotiales, Aspergillaceae.